CCAUUCCGCACCAACCACCAUCAUGUCAGUCAAGACCAAGGAAGAGAAGGCACAAGCCAAGCUUCUCAAAUCUCAGAAGAAGGAAGAGAAAAAAAGAAAGCAAGAGUCACAAGACGUUUCCGACGCCGAAAAUGGCCAGGACGCACCCAAGGUGAAGAAGGACAAGAAGCGCAAGAGAGACACCGAGGAGCAGGCCGACUCUAAGGACUCUAAGAAGUCGAAGAAGCAGGAAACAGACCCCGACGACGUGGUCGAGCCAGUGGAAAGCGAAUCGGAAAAGAAAUCUAAGAAGUCCAAGAAGCGCAAGGCGGCUGAGGGUGAAGAGGACACACCUGUUGAAGUUGAAACCAAAUCGGAGAAGAAGUCUAAGAAGGAAAAGAAGUCCAAGAAGGCAUCCGCAUCUGACGAAUCUACCCCCGAUACCACUCUGCAACAAGACUUCAUUAAACUCGACGAUGGCGCAUCGAACACAGUGGAGGAUAAUGCUGCUAGCAAGAAGCAGAAGAAGUCCAAGGACGAGCGCAAGGCUGAAAAGGCGGCAAAGAAAGCAGCAAAGGCAGCUUCCAAUGGCGAUGCUGGCGAUGAUGCUGCCAAUGGCGAGCAGGAGGAAGCCAGUGAAGAAGCCAAUGCUGCCAAUGCCACCCGUUUCAUUGUCUUUGUCGGUAACCUGCCAUACACUGUCACGAAGGAGGCUGUCCAAGAGCACUUCAGCAAAGUCGAGCCCAAGGAUGUCCGCCUCAUGACCGACAAGCAAACCGGAAAACCCAAGGGUUUCGCAUUCGUCGAGUUUGAUCGAUUCGACCGCAUGGAGACAUGUUUGAAGAAGUACCAACACUCCGUAUUCCCAGAUGGCAAGAAGGGAAGGAAGAUUAACAUCGAAUUGACUGUUGGUGGAGGCGGAAACACAGAAGCCCGCAAGGAGAAGAUCCAGGCUAAGAACAUGAAGCUCGACGACGAGCGCCAACGCGAUCGCGAAAAGCGCGAGGAGAUCGAGGCCAAGCAGAAGGACCGCAAGGAGAAGAAGGAAUCACGACAACAAAAAGGAGAGGCUGGCGAGACUGAUGAGGCCAAUGGCGCCGAGGAGGCGAGCGACCCAACCGCUGGAAUGCACCCUGCCAGACUUGCAAUGAUGCAGCAAGGCCCAAGCAACGACGACAACCAGAACAACAAUGGCGGCGGUGGAUGGCGUGGCAAGCCAUCAUUCUCCAGGGGAGGCAGAGGUGGAGGACGAGGAGGCAACUUCAGAGGAAAGCCAAGGGGAAGGGGACGAGGACGAUACUAAAUCAUUUCUUCGAUCCGACUACAAACUUCUUGGUUCUGGAUACACUUUUGGCACCAUUUCGUUCCCAUAUAGCAUUUUGUCUUCUCCUUUUGCAACUUAUUUCUGGCCCCUUAGAUCACUGUAGUCAAGCAAAUGAAAGCUUCUACGCUUCUUUCACAGUUUCUCCGAUUUUGAUCGUGCCUGAUUGGACGUCGGCGCAUGCCGGCAAGCUUCUAGAAAAGCUUCGAGCCUCAACGGCACGCGACGGAUAGUUAGGCACAAGGUGGGAUUAUGUCAUAGCCAUACCUAUCUUUAGUUCCCUUGCCUUAGUUA
Messenger RNA from Aaosphaeria arxii CBS 175.79, 1594 nucleotides. Its product is annotated as RNA-binding domain-containing protein. Bases 23 to 1282 code for a protein of 419 amino acids. The record is from RefSeq and is a predicted model, not a curated record. NCBI's taxonomy places the organism in Eukaryota, Fungi, Ascomycota, Dothideomycetes, Pleosporales. The transcript has 3 exons. Gene Ontology annotation, molecular function: RNA binding.